UCUCUUUUAGUUAAACAAACGGCGGCGCUUUCGGGCAUGCUCCACCUUAUAAGUUAUAUAUAAGCAUCGCUCCAUCCCGCGCUCUCUCUUCCGUCUUCCCUCACCGGAAUUCUUAUGCGCCGACCGCCGUGCAACGCCAACGGAGCUCCUUCUUUUCGCUUCAACCCUAGGUUAAUCAGUCGCCUCCUCUUUUUUUUCUCUAUGUAUAUAUAGAAACAGAUACUUUUGUAUUUCUCUUUCAACUGAAUAAGCACAUAGGGAUUCUCUGUUUCAGUUGCUCACUACACUAAAUAUGAAUUUUUAGGCACUUUAGAUUUCGCAUUUUAUCAAAAUUGCCCCAUUAAAUCAUUUUUAAGGCAUUUAGACUAAACUGUCGCAAAAACCUAUUUAUUGGGGCAUUUGAUUGCAACUCUCAAAGUGGAAUCCAAAAUCAUAGGAAACUAAGUUGCUGAAGGCCUUCAUCUUCUCCGUGCUAUCUCAAAGUGGAAUCCAAACCUCAUGCUCCUCCGUUCCAACAACACCUCCACGGCUCCACCUCUGUUUCUUGGAAGUUACUUCUGAAAACCUCAAAGAGGGAGAGGGAGGGAGCACUCAGGGUUUCAGCAGGAAUGGAAAAUUGCUCUGAGUUGGACAGGACAAAACCUUCUCAAAAUGCUUUCCAUUUCCCUCCGCCUCAUCGUCGCCGAACUUUGAUGAGUGAGACUUACCACACGCUGAUUCACAUCCUAUCCCAUUGCCCCACCAGCUCUGGACCGCAACCUUCUCACCAAAAACAAGAAGAAACUGGUUGUUCAGAAUCAGGAAAAGAGAUCACUGCUCACGGUGCAUUAGUUGAUCAACACAUGGAGGCCGAAAUUAAGUUAGUGAAUGACAUUGAUCAUGAGAAAAACAAAACUCAUGCCAUAUUGCAUGAAAUGGGUGAUAUCAGUGAGGGGCAAAUAAAAGAUUGUAUUGAUUUGUUGGAUCACAAUGAUGAUGCAAUGGAAGUUAAUGGGGAAGUCCCUCAAAAGAAUGGUGCUAACAACGGUAUCUCAAGCUCAUUGGUGGACAACAGUCAAGCUAGUACUCUGGUUUUGCAGUCAUAUAAUGAGCAAGAAGAUAAGUCUAACACCCCCGAAUUGCAAUUGGGGGAAUCUGAUCUUGUGAAACUCCAAAAUAUGGAUAAAGAAAUCUCUGUUCAUGAAACUUGUGCCACUAUGGAGUCAUGUUUUAUGGAUGAGGAUAAUGCACUGACUCAACUUGUUCAGAGUGGUGAAGAGAAAAUCCAUAUUGCAGAGAAGAAAGUUUUGGAAGACAUGGAGCAUGGAUUGCAACUGAAUGAGAUGGAACUACAAAAUCUGGUAGACAACAAUCAAGCUAGUACUCUUGAUCACACUGAUGAUGCAAUGGAUGUUAACGGGGAAGUCCAUCAAAAGAAUGGUACUAACAAUGGGUCAGGCUCUUUGGUGGAUAACAAUCAAGCUAGUACUCUUGUUUUGCAGUUGUGUGAUGAGCAAGAAGAUAAGUCUAACACCCCAGAAUUGCAAGUGGGGGAAUCUGAUAUCGUGAGACUGCAACAUAUGGAUAAAGAAAUAUCUAUUCAUGAAGCUUGUGCCACAAUAGAAUCUUGUUUUAUGGAUGAGGAGAAUGAACUGUCUCAAGUUGUUCAGGGUGGUCAAGAGGAAGGCCAUGCUGCGGAGAAUAAACUUUUGGAAGACAUGGAGCACGAAUUGCAACUUAGAGAGAUGGAACUGCAAAAUUUGGUGGACAACAAUCAAGCUAGUAUUCUUGAUCCCAAUGAUGAUGCAAUGGAAGUUAAUUGGGAAGUCCCUCAAAAGAAUGGUGCUAACGGUAUCUCAACCCCUUUGGUGGACAACAACCAAGCUGGUACUCUUGUUUUGCAGUUGUAUGAGCAAGAAGACAAGUCUAAUGACCCAGAAUCAUGUUUUAAGGAUAAAAAAGUCUCUAUUCAUGAAGCUUGUGCCACUAUAGAAUCAUGUUUUAUGGAUGAGGAUAAUGAACUGAUUCUACUUGUUCAGAGCAGUGAAGAGAAAAGCCAUGUUGCAGAGAAGAAUUUGUUGAAAGGCAUGGAGCAUGGAUUGCAACUUAAAGAGAUGGAAUUACAAAAUUUGAUCUCUGCCUCUGGAGCAGCUAAUUCAUCAGUUCCUGAAACUGUAGUUGAAGAGAUUGAAGAAGGGGAAAUUUCUGGGGAUGCUGGGGUUAGUGAUGAAUCAGAUGGCAACAUGUUUGAAGACACAGUGUCACUAGAGCAAGGGCAUACUCAUGUGAGUAUAACAGCUGAAAAAGAGUUCAUUCUUGAUGUUCUGGACACCAAACUUCAGGAAAAGCAUGUACUGACUUCAUUUUCUAAUGAUUCAGCAGAUGGCUGCAGCAAUAUUUCUAAGGAGCUUCUUGGAAAAAAAUCUGAGGUGGAGGAGAGUGACUUUGAAAUGGUUGUUUGUCAGAAAGAUGUUGAGAAGAAGAAGAUUGAUGGGUUUGAUAAUGUUAUAGAUAGUGAAAUAGUUAAUGGACAAGUAGAUGGUGUUGGGAAGGUAGACAGUUCUGCAGCUUGUUUGGCAUUGAAGACAGGUUCUGUUACUGAUGCUGAGUUAGAGGUUGCAAAUGAAGGCAAAAGGAAAAAGAAGAGAGGCCCUAUAACCAAGGAAAAUAGAGCAAAGAAAAAGUGCAAAGAGAGGAUUAAGCGAGCUCAAAAGAACAUAAAGCUAGGAGUGAAAAGACUAAAGCUGCCACCAAUUGUGAAACCAAAAACAGUGUCAUAUUGCCGCCAUUAUCAGAAAGGAAGGUGCCACGAGGGUGAAAAGUGCAAAUUCUCUCAUGAUAUAAUUCCAUUAACCAAAUCCAAGCCAUGCUGCCAUUUUGCACGCCAUUCUUGCAUGAAAGGUGAUGAUUGCCCAUUUGAUCAUCAGCUCUCCAAAUAUCCAUGCAAUAAUUUUGUAUCCAACGGUUUUUGCAGCAGAGGUGUAGACUGUUUGUUCUCACACAAGGUGCCAGCUAAGACAGAGUCUUCGACACCUCCUAUCAUCUCCAAGGCUGAGUUGAGUUCACCUUUACUUCCAAGUAGUUUAAGCCCAAAGAUGCAAGUGAAUGCUCAUGGUAGCUCUCAGCUUUUUCCUGGGAAGAACACAGGGCAUACUGUAGGUGACACUGUCCAAAAGCUUGCUGUGCGUGCACCAAAAGGUGUAAGCUUUCUCACUCAUGGGAAGUUGCCAGUUGGUGAUACUAAUCAUAAAGAAUUUGGUUCAUCAUUGAAGGAAGGUGAUUCUGGCAAAUUUAAUCAAGAGGAAAUCCAUUCUAAGUCAGACAAUACUCAAAUGCCAAACAACGUUAUCAAGGGACCAACUUCAAGGAUACCACAUGGGAUAAACUUCCUUUCCCUUGGUAGAGCUCCUUUGAUUGAUUCCAGUUCUAAGACAAUACCAAGCUUUCUUAACAGAGGUUAUAGAAUUGAAAAAUUGCAGUUAGAUGAAUUUAGUAAAGGUAAGGAUACUGCCUCAUCUCCAAGGAUUGGUGAUAGUUGUACAAAUGAGAUGACAACCAGAACUCCCCCUAAAUCUAUGCCUCGGGGCAUAAGCUUACUCGCAUUUGGCAAAGUGUCAUUGGAUGUUACUAGUUCAACAGAGCAAGCUGUAAUCUGUAAUAAAGAGUACAAGACUGCUUCACCUGUGGUUCAAGGGAUACAAGGUUCACUAAGUAGACUUGGUGGCUCGAGGGAAAUGCACUUUAAGUUUGAAUCUUCUUCAUUUCCAUCAUAUCAGCUCUUGGGUCAAUCUGCAGUUGAGCACAGUGAAGGAAUUGCCAACUCAUCAAAGACAACAUUCUUGCCAAAUAUACCAAGCUCAGCACAAAAGGCUCUCCAAUCAACAUUAGCAUUCGCAGCUAAGUUCGAGUCUGGAAUCAAGUUAGAUCAAUCAAUUGGUGGUGCCUCUGUUGCGAGUUCCAACAUCAAAGAGCAUCGCUGAGGGUUCAAAAGAUUACUCUUAGGAUGCCCUCAACAGUUUUGAUGUUUGUACAUGCAUUAGUCAUCCUUGCUCUCAUUUACAGUACUCAUUCCAUGUCACAAUAUUGCACCAUGGAGAGGAAUGGGAAGAGAUUAACAAAAGUUGAAUAUGAGUUAGCCAGAACGAAAUCCUGUAUGUGCUUUUCAGUUAUAUAGUACACACUUCUCAGAGACAAUCGCUAGCACAAGCAUUCCUUUAUAUACUGCAGGUUAGAUAAACAUGUUACUUUGUUUUUCUUUUCCUGCAUGAUUCAGAUUAAGAAAAAGAAAGAGAAUGCCUGAGCAAUGGCUAACCACCCAGUCUAUAUAUCACAGGAGCGACGCCUUUACUAAAUGUAAGUGUUCUUUUAAUCUUUUCUUUGACGUGGGCUACAAGUUUGAUAAUAUACUCCAAGUUAUUUGUGGAUUCUUAGCUCAAAACUACAAAGCAAUUCAGAAAAUUCAAUCCAGACCAAUGGGAAUUUGCAAAUGAAGGGUUUCAGAGAAAGGGAAGAAAUUGCUGAAGACUUUCAAGAGGAGAAAGCAGCAGCAACAGGGAGUGGCAGUGAAUUGGCUAUUUUUUUGGUGGAGCAAGCUCGUCUUUCUGAAUCAGUCGCAUAAGUCAUCAGGAGGCAAAUUUGUGAAGCUCCUUAGGGCUGCUAGAAAUAAUCAUCUACUGAAACCCAAUCAUUUUGGUCAGUCAGCUUUGUUUUUUGUUGUUGCUGUCUUCUUAGCUAGCUUGGAUGCUGCCAUGACCAUGGACAUAGUUGCAGGCUGGGAACAGGAAAUAGUUUGUUUGAUUGAUAGUGCUUUAGUGUUCACAGAAGGAUACAUAUAGAUACAAUCUAAUUCUUAAAGUUGGGGUUUCUUUCUUGCAUUGUCAAAACUCAAAACUGAAGAUGGAGAAAGUUGUUCUGUUGUUCUAUAAACGAAAUACAAAAACAGAUGAUUGUCCCAGCUUGACCUCAA
Molecule: messenger RNA, 4945 nt
Organism: Ipomoea triloba (trilobed morning glory)
Lineage: Eukaryota; Viridiplantae; Streptophyta; Magnoliopsida; Solanales; Convolvulaceae
Exons: 11
Coding region: 609-3959 (1116 amino acids)
Biological process (GO): negative regulation of DNA-templated transcription
Cellular component (GO): nucleus
Molecular function (GO): RNA binding; metal ion binding
Source: RefSeq, a predicted model, not a curated record